Messenger RNA from Saxophila tyrrhenica, 1470 nucleotides. RefSeq names its product 3-hydroxyisobutyryl-CoA hydrolase (gene EHD3). Bases 1 to 1470 code for a protein of 489 amino acids. Gene Ontology annotation, biological process: L-valine catabolic process. Gene Ontology annotation, cellular component: mitochondrion. The transcript has 2 exons. NCBI's taxonomy places the organism in Eukaryota, Fungi, Ascomycota, Dothideomycetes, Mycosphaerellales, Extremaceae. The record is from RefSeq and is a predicted model, not a curated record. Gene Ontology annotation, molecular function: 3-hydroxyisobutyryl-CoA hydrolase activity.
AUGCCGCUUCGAGCAAAGAUCCUGGACCCGUCGAUGAGGCAGACAUUCAAGUUUACUUAUGCGACCACCGCCAGCGAUAUCAGAGAAGAGCCGGGUGACGAGCCGAACGAUGUCCUCUUCGGCUCGCAGCAUGGCGUGCGCACAAUCACGCUCAACCGGCCGAAGAAGCUCAACUCGCUCGAUGGCAGCAUGUGCCGUAAGAUCCUGCCCCGGCUGGCAGAAUGGGGCAAGAGCCAGAUGGCCAAUGUGGUGGUGAUCAAGGGAGAGGGAAGGGCUUUCUGCGCGGGCGGCGAUGUAGCUGGUCUGGCGAACUGGAACAAGCAGGGCAAGGAAGGGCAGGACAAGAGCAAGGACUUCUUCAGCCUGGAAUACAAGCUCGACCACUUCAUUGCGACAUACUCGAAGCCGUAUGUGGCAUUCCUGGACGGCAUAACUAUGGGAGGAGGUGUUGGACUCAGCAUCAAUGCCCCCUUCCGAAUUGCUACAGAGAACACUGUCUUUGCCAUGCCGGAGACGACCAUUGGUUUCUUCCCAGACGUCGGCGCUUCCUUCUUCCUACCUCGAAUGGACGGGCAGCUCGGGAUGUACCUUGCGCUCACCAGCGAACAGCUCAAAGGCGCUAACGCCUUCUACGCCGGUGUCGCAACCCACUACAUCCACUCGUCUUCCUUACCAGACCUCGAAGCUCGGCUGUCAGAACUAGACUUCAAGGAUAAUGAUUCCAUGGACCAUCGCCUACGUAUCAUCAACACCACCAUCGACGAGUUCAGCACUGGUCUACCACACGACCAGCCGCUAUCAGCACCCGUAGGAGGCAACAUCCGCCGCGCCGUCGACUACUGCUUCCAACCCGCCAACAGAACUGUCGAAGCCUGUCUGGACAUGCUUCAAGAGAUCGCUGACCGGGACCCUAGUUCGCCAGGCGGUACCGAAAUCAUCGACUGGGCCAGGAAGACCAAGAAGACUAUUCUUCAACGGUCUCCAACGUCCGUCAAAGUCACCUACAAGCAGCUCCGCGACUCGCUUAAAUGGAGCAUCGCCGAUACGUUCAUUCGCGAGCAAGGCAUUGCGAGCCGCUUCAUGGAACAUCCGGACUUUGUUGAGGGUGUCUCUGCUUUGCUCAUCGAUAAGCCUCGACGCACUCCUUCCUGGACUCCUGCUACUCUUGACGAGGUGACCAAUGAGGCAGUGCAACAGUUCUUCCCGCCUAUAUCCACUUUGCAUCUGCAGCUGUUGACGAGUGGCGAGGGGAGUGAUUAUAUCGAAUACCCCUACUCUGCGGACAUUGGGUUGCCCAAGGAAAAGACCAUCGAGGACUAUAUUGAUCAGAAUCGGCCCAGGGAUCACGAGGCGGUAAUGAAGCAUUUUGUGCAGAGAGCUGCGGGAAAGCAGGGAGUGAAGGAGAAGGUGGAGGAGGUGCUGGCGAGGAAGACGGCGAUCAAGGAUGGUGCUGUUGCUGUCUUGAGGUAG